AUGUCAAAUUUAGAUGACGAAGAGAUCGUAAAAGCUCUAAGUCUAGAGGAAAAAGCUUUAGAUGAGUUUAAGCGUAGGAAGUAUUCACUUCCACCAUCAAGAACCUCCUCAAAUAGAAGCAGUGAAGAAUUUAAUUUUUCUAAACGAUCAGAACCACCUCGUUCAUCUAGUGUUGUAACGACACAAGAGGAAAAAGAUUUAAUAUCCUUUUCCAAUGAGAUUCAAGAAACAUCCACAACAGCAAAACCAAACAAUGAAGAUCCGUAUGCUAAACUAAAAGAAUCAAUUUUAAAUAUCUCUGCGAGCAGUCAUCAACUUCAGCAACAACAGCAGCAGCAAAGCAUGCAACUAUUGCCUUAUAAUAAGCCUCAGCAACCGAGCUUAUCUCCUGAGAGUUUAAACUCUCUUUACAGUAUGAAUUCCAACAUCAAUCCAUAUUACAGCAAAAACAUGUAUUUCAAUGCGCAACCACCUUCAACAUCAGCAUAUCCAGCAAUAGGUUUCUCACAUUUCCUCCAACAACAACAGCCACAACCACAAUAUUCAAAUUACAAUAAUUACAACAAUUUCUAUCAAGCUAAUCAAAGUCAAUCAUUCAAUUGGAAUCAAACGCCGUCUUACGCAGUCACAAAAAAUAGUUCAACGCCCACGCAACCUUCGACAUCAUCUUCAUUAUCAGUAAAGUCAACUGCUUCGACAACAUCCUCAGAUAAGACAAUUCCGCAACCAAGAAAAUUAUCAAAAAGUGCUGCUGAUAAUUUAAUCGACUUCGAUGUGUCAGAUGAUUCCAAAUAUGUGAUGAACAUUCUUCAACACUUUGAUCCUUUGGUGACUCCAAAUCGAAACUCAACAGAAGAUGCUGAAAACACUUACUACACAGAUCAAGAUCCUUUCGAUUACAUUUACAGUGGUGGAACUCAAUAUUCAGAUCCACUUUAUGAUGCUGUUGUACGAAGUGAACAUUCUUUGUCGUCACCAAAGUCACAGACUCCUCAAGAACUAGCAGAAUUUUAUGCUGUGACAUCGAGUGAACCUUUGAGACCACCGCCAUUGCCUCCAAGAAAUCCUAAUAAGUCAUUUGAAGAACAAGAUCAGGACGAGUCUUAUCCAUCACUAAACGGAUCAGUUCCAAAGUUCUCUCAGAAAUUAUACGAAAAUGUAACACAUAAUAAGAAAUUUGAUAAGGAUUUAAUUGCUUUCUACAAGAUGGUGAAGACAGUUCGAUCGAAAUAUGUUUACGAUGAUAAUGAGUCGAACAUUGGUCACAUAAUAGCCGCUGAACUUGACAACGACAAUGUUCACAUGAAUGUUACGAGUAUUAAAUUAAUUGUUUAUCCAUCAUCAGAAUGUUUUCAAGGAUCUUACAAUGAACCACAUUCCGACAGAAGGGAAGAAACUUAUCAGAAAUUGGAUGGUUAUGCAAGUCCCGUUGUAUUCACAUGUGAUAUUAACUCAAAUGUCGUGCAUGUCAUUCUUCAUGUGUUGACCGAGUUAGAAGACUCAAUAAGAGGAACGCCAGAAGAGUUUGCUCUUAAAACUGUUGGAUCACAAGAAUGGCUCUCACCAACUUCAUCACUCGGACAUUUGGAAUAUAUUCAGUCAAAUAUCAAACUCGAGAAAGAUGUUCAACUUGGAUUGUUUCCUAAAUAUAAUAAAUACAUGAAGAUCAUUGCAAGAACACAACAAGAUGAUCUUCGUGAUGCUGACAUACGAUUUGAGAAUAUUUUGCCAAAGGAUGUUGUAUCUGCCAUAAGUUACGAUUCGUUGAUGAUUUUAUUGGAGACUUUAGAAAUGGAAAUUGAUAAACUUGAAAGUUCAGCGUUAGAUAAUUCAGUAUUACAUCCAUCAGGUGUUGUUCAAGGUGUCAAAGCCAUUUGUGCACUUUUGGGUUGCAUUGACACUUUAGAGUUAGAGAAAGCGAUUGAGAAUUUGAAGGAAGCUUGUCGCAAUCAUUCACAAUCGAAGACAAUUCCAUCAAUCUACAAUAAAUCAUCGACAAUAAACAUUGUUUCGGAGCAAGGAAAUUACGCGAGAGUCACAUUGAGACCAAGAAACAUCGGCGAAGAUAUGAAAUUUCAUUGUGGUGAAGUUCGUGAUUCAGUUCAACAUCUUCUUGAAAUGUAUUCGCAAGCAUUCCAAGUCAACUUUUCAGUUAACGGUCCGCAAUGGAAUUCUGCACCAAUUUGCAUCACAAAUGUUUUUCAACAUGUCAUGAUCAACAUUGUGGCACUUCAUCGACCACCAGCGAAUUGGAAACACGACGAAUACAUGCUUGGUGUUCAAAUCUAUCAUGGAACGAGAUUUCUUGGUGAACCUUUAAUCACGCAUUGUCCCAACAGUACAAUUGGCUUCUAUCCUCGAUUGACAUUCGAUUCCUGGCUGAGUUUUGAUGAAGUUCCAGUUUGUACAUUGCCAAGAGAAGCGAGAUUGGUGUUCGUUCUUUAUGGAUGUACGAAAGAACCAGUCGAUGGACAACCAAGUGACAAUCAAUCAUCACAAAAUGCGGGAAAUUCCCAAGAAAAUCGAAUGACAAAAGUUGAAAUUGGAUGGUCAUCAAUUCAGUUCUUUGAUUUCGAUCGAAACAUGAUUCAAGGAACUUACUUCUUGUCAUUGUGGCCACCGUCAUCUGAUAAAUAUUAUUGUCCAUCACCACCUCGUGGAACUCAUCCACUUGGUGACUUUUGUCCCGUGUUGUCAAUAGAAAUUCCAACUUAUGGCGGAAAACUUGCAUUUCCUGAACCAAUUGCCAACAUGCAAACUCCGACGACAUUUGACUUUGAAUGUUUGGAUAGAAAUCUUCAAGAUGAAUUGACUGACACGAUUGAUCAAGGCUUUAAUACGAAAAUUGAUAAACGAGAAGUUUUAUGGGAGAAACGUUACUAUCUUCAUCAGUUUCCGAAAGCACUUCCAAAGAUUCUCAACGCAGCCCACAGUUGGGAUUUCGCUAGUGCUGCUGACAUUCAUGCUUUAAUGAAGUCUUGGUCACCGUUGAAGCCACUCGAAGCUAUUGAGUUGCUUCUUCCACGCUUUCCUGACUUGGAAGUUCGUGGUCAAGCUGUGAAAUGGAUUUCAAAGUUCUCUCAUGAUGAUUUAGUUGAUUAUCUUCCCCAAUUGCUUCAAGCAAUGAAACAUGACAUUUACGAAGCUUCACCGCUCUCAUAUUUCUUACUUGGGCGAUCGCUUGAUUCACCUCGAGUCGCUCAUUAUUUGUAUUGGUUGUUGAUUCAGAACCUUCCCGGCGAAUCACCACAAAAUUCCACAGAACAAAAUCAAAUUUAUGAAGACGAUUAUGUUCUACUUCAAGCACGUUUUCAUCGACGUAAUCAGCUCAUGUUACGUGCACUUUUAGCUGUUUGUGGUGAGAAACUUUCAAGUCGUUUUCUAUCACAAAAUCUCAUGUGUAAAGCUCUCGAUGAUGUUGCAAAAAGUGUUAAAGUCGCCAAAGAUUCAAUUAAACUUUCUAUUCUGAGACAAAACAUUGAAAAUAUGUGGAUGAAAGAAGGACUCAACUUGAAAAUUGUGACUUAUUCUUGUGUCCCAACUGGCUCGAAGAAAGGAAUGAUCGAGAUGAUCACAAAUGCUGAAACAUUGAGAAUGAUUCAAGUUCAUUGGGGUCUGACUGGAUCGUUCAAAGAUAAGCCAAUUGCUGAAUGGCUGGCGAAACAAAAUCCAAAUCAACUUGAAUAUCAACGUGCUGUUGAGAACUUCACAGCUUCAUGUGCUGGUUAUAGUAUUAUCACUUACAUUCUUGGCAUUUGUGACAGACACAAUGACAAUAUUAUGCUUAAGAAAAGUGGGCAUUUGUUUCACAUUGAUUUUGGAAAGUUCCUUGGCGAUGCACAAAUGUUUGGGAACUUCAAACGUGAUCGUGUUCCAUUUGUGUUGACAUCUGACAUGGCUUAUGUCAUUAAUGGUGGUGAUCGACCAUCGUCAAAGUUUCAUGGCUUUGUUGAUCUUUGUUGUCAAGCUUUUAACAUUGUAAGGAAGCACGGAGAUUUAUUGCUUCACAUGUUUGCUUUGAUGGCGUCGUCAGGUGGAGAAUUGUUGAGCUUUAUUCCAAAGACUUACACUGUUGACCAAGAUGGAUGCAUUGAGAAUAUUAUUGUUCAUGGAUAUCAGAAGCGAUAUGAUUUGGAGAAAUAUUAUACAUACAUCUUGAAAGUCUUUCGUCAGAAUCAACCAGAUCCAGCUUAUUUGUUUCGAUCUUACAAGGAAUUCUGUGAACUUCAUCAGAAGUUGUGUUUGCUUUUUCCUUUAGCACGUCUUCACAGCUUACAAACUGGAAUCUCUGUUGGAAGAUCAAACAUCAAAACAGUCGCUGAGAAGCGUUUACCAGAAGUGAAAAAAUUCCUCCACACUUUGCUUCGUUCUGCACCUGAAAUUCUCAACUCUGAUUUAGUGAUAACAUUUUUCCAUCCUUUACUUCGUGAUCAACAGGAGAAUGAUAUUCAUCUUUUAAAGAUGAGAGAAACUCGACCAUCGGCUGAACCAAAUAUUUGCGGAGAAAUUAAGUUUUCCAUUCAUUAUCAUCGUGAAGCUUUUAUUGUUAUGAUUCAUCAUGCUCGUUCACUUCCGAUGACGACAGGAGGACAAGAACCAAAUACUUAUGUCAAAACUUAUCUCAUUCCCGAUCGCUCAAAGAUUACGAAAAGGAAAACUAAAGUGAUAAAGAAAAGUUGUUUUCCAAGUUUCAUGGAAACUCUCGAAUAUCGAAUGCCGAUACAAGCAAUAAGGUUGAAGACACUUCAGAUUACUGUGUGGGGACAUGACUCGCUGCAAGAGAAUGAAUUCCUUGGCGGUGUUCAACUUCCCUUGGUUGAUAUGGAUUUGAAGGAAGAAAUUGUUGGUUGGUAUAGGCUUGGAUAUUUGCCUCGUUCAUAGUUUGUAACAAACUAGUUUAUGAAACCAAAACAUUUUAACUCUACAAUGAAGAAUUGUGACCUUUUUAAACAAAAAAAAUAAUUUUGCUUUGAAGAUAUUUUUCUUCUUCUUUCUUUCUUGAUAUUGACACAUGAAAGUAAAAAAAAUGCUAAAGCAAAAGCCAUUUUAUAAAGUGAAAUUUUUAUAUUAUUACAUGUUAUAUUAUUACUCUUUCAAGCUUGAAUAAAUAAAUGAAAUUAAAGGAAUAAAAAAUUAAAAUUUUAGUACA
Messenger RNA from Clunio marinus, 5149 nucleotides. NCBI's taxonomy places the organism in Eukaryota, Metazoa, Arthropoda, Insecta, Diptera, Chironomidae. The record is from the annotation of a GenBank genome assembly.